Messenger RNA from Exophiala dermatitidis NIH/UT8656, 2979 nucleotides. RefSeq names its product PAS/PAC sensor hybrid histidine kinase. Gene Ontology annotation, biological process: protein autophosphorylation; phosphorelay signal transduction system. NCBI's taxonomy places the organism in Eukaryota, Fungi, Ascomycota, Eurotiomycetes, Chaetothyriales, Herpotrichiellaceae. Gene Ontology annotation, molecular function: histidine phosphotransfer kinase activity; phosphorelay sensor kinase activity. The coding region runs from base 1 to 2979 and encodes 992 amino acids. The transcript has a single exon. The record is from RefSeq and is a predicted model, not a curated record.
AUGGCGGACCAACGUCCGGCCGAUGAUGGCCUACGCCGUCUCGAACCCAUUUGGAACUAUGCCUUGAUCGCGGCUUCCAUCGCUGUAUCGCUACUCGGCGCCUUUACCGCUACCCAGAUGAUGUGUCAAGCACGUACGGCUCGGUACUUUUCCGGCGUAUUGGUGUGGACCAUCCUGGGUAGCCUGACGUUUGGAUUCUGUUCCAUCUGGUGCCUACAUUUUAUAGCCACGCUAGCUUGCGAACUUGAUGUGCGGGUCGGGGUAGAUGUCUCUUUGACAAUCUUAAGCGCGCUUCUCGCCGUUGGAUUCACUUUCGCUGCGUUGGCCUUCGAUUUGCUCCCAGACCGGUACGUCCGCCUUGUUAAAAGAGCAAAGUAUAAGGCUGGUCGAGGGAGUAGGAAGGGCAAAGGAGGGAACACCACGCUGCCUCACGAUGGCGAUGCAAGCACAGACGCGCUGCUGGAGCCUUCCUCUUCAGAGAUCACCGAAGAUGAGGAGGUUAUGGAAGAUACCAAUCUGCUCCCCGCUGAUGUUCCCUCCGAGCAAUCGGGUCGACCAGCCCGAGGCCGUGGCAUGAGCCUAGGUCCUCUUGAAGAACAUUUUACUGGGCCGAACAGAGCUUUCGUCACGCUUGAACCCAACAGGCCGCAAUCUCUUUCACUGAGCAGGUCUCCUCAACCUGGAGGAAGGAAGCCAUUUUAUACACAGGUCGACUUGCUUGUUCAUGAAGAGUCCAACGGCAAUAGUGAAGGUUUUCCCAGGAGCUCAAUGGAUAUCCACGCAUCACCACGGUCAUCUGCCACGCUGGGCUCAGAGGUCAGUGCGACGCUGAGCAUACCCGAAUUCAUGGACUUCAAGCGCCCCCAAAGUGCAACUUCCUCUGCCACAGAUGCAAUGGCUGGCAUUGCCGGGCUGAUAUAUCAUGGGGCGACUCCGCGAAACUUUUGCAAAGGGUUUGUUUGGUCUCUAGCUAUUACCACCAUGCACUAUGUCGGUAUUUUUUCUCUGAAGAUACCACAAGGUUAUGUCACCUUCCAGCCACUCAUCGUUCUUCUAUCGGCGGCAAUCAGUUGGCUUGUCUGUACGCUGGGCUCCAUUCUUAUUCCCCAGAUCGAGGUCAACCUGACCCAGCAGCUAGUGUUUUCUGUUGUUGCUGCGGCAGGUGUGGCAGCGAUGCAUUUUACUGGCAUGUUCGCAACCAUGAUCUGGUCUCGAGCAGCCCCCAGUCAAGAUCGCGGUUACCCCCCGAAUCUGGCGGUCGCCGUCUCGUGCAUCGCCAUUGCGACUUGCAUUUUUGCCAAUGGGUUAUUGGCUCACUCUGCCACCGUGGCGCGUAACAAGCUGGCCGAGGUGGUACAAACAAAGAGAAAACUUUGGGCGGCCAUUGCACAGAGACAGAACGCAGAGGCUGCUGCCCACGCACGGAGCGAGUUCAUAGCAUCGGCUUCUCACGAGAUUCGCACCCCCCUUCAUCAGUUGCAAGGUUAUAGUGAUUUACUAUCUCGCAUUGAACUGAGCGACGAGGCGCGGCUUUUACUCUUAGCCAUACAACAAGCAACCAGAUCCCUUUCCAUGAUCACAGCCAAUGUCCUGGAUUGGUCGCGGCUGGAAAAGGGCGAGGCAGUAUGCCGACCAACCAGUCUGGACCUUCGAAAAGUCUGUGAGUCGAUCAUUGCCAUUCUGCCCAAUAAUCACGAAGAGGGAGGCACAGAAUUGAUGAUUGUAGUUGGUCCCGAGGUGCCCACUUCUUUGUUCCUGGACGAGACUUACCUUCAGCGGAUCCUGAUGAAUCUUCUUACAAAUGCAUUGAAAUUCACACAGCGUGGAUAUGUCCUACUUUUGGUGGGAAUGAGAGACAGGAAUCUGAACAUCACAGUUAAGGACUCUGGCCUCGGUAUACCGGAAGCAUUCCUACCACAACUGUUCGAGCCUUUCAAGCAGGCUCAGACUCGGGGCGCGGAAAGAGGAACAGGUCUCGGCCUGGCCAUCAUUCGACAACUGCUGGAGAAGAUGCAGGGCACCAUCGAUGUUGAAAGUCACUGUCGGCUGCCGGAUGACGUGGGGUUGGAAAAGUGUGGAAGUACGUUCAUCGUCGAAAUUCCCAAUUUGGGACCCACCGGCACGCUACCACCACCGAGCUCAAUAACAUCCGACAAGCAUGUAUGCUUCUAUGGUCCUCGUGAUGGACGAUUUUUUGAAGGCCUACAGCAGGCCUGGAGGGCAUUUGGCUUUGAAUUGGUACCAGGAGAUGCUGAUGCUACUGUGGCCAGCAGUUGGGGGUUUAUCUGGACAGACCUUGUUUUCUUGCAAGCACAUCCGACACUGCGCCACCGUUUAAUGCACUUGCAGAACCAGCUGGUUCUGGUAACACACGACUCUCAAUCGCUCUUGGACAGAACACUCGGAUCUGUACCUCCAGCACAUAUUAUCCCACUCCGACGGCCAUUGAUCUGGCACCGCAUGAUAGAGACCAUCAACUCGGUUGUUAGAUCAGGCCGGGCGUCAAUCGACCGAUUGGUCAGGUUUGCUCCAAUGGUAGAUGUGGUUGAGGACUCCGGAAGCGAACAAUGUCAGGAGAACAAAUUCAUCAAAGAGUCGACCAUACUUUUGGUGGAAGACAACAAAAUCAACCAAAAGCUUGGUGUUAGGAUGUUAGAGGCCCUUGGAUACAAGGUUAUCGUUGCCAACGAUGGGCAGGAAGCGGUGGACAGUCUUGUCGAGAGGGAUGAGGACAUCGACCUCGUCUUGAUGGACCAAUCCAUGCCACAGAAAGAUGGCAUCACGGCAACCAAGGAGAUUCGCGAAAUGGAGUCACUUGGGUCACUGUCUCGAAAACGUCCUAUUGUCAUGUUUACUGCAGUUGUUGGACCUGAUGCUCAAGCCCUGUGCAUAUCGGCGGGGGCAGACGCCUUUCUGGCCAAGCCGUUGGCUCUUGCGAAGCUCGAGCAGACACUGAAAAAAUUCCUAGGCCAUGGUUGA